This is a messenger RNA of Dunckerocampus dactyliophorus (ringed pipefish), 10238 nucleotides long. RefSeq names its product ATP-binding cassette sub-family C member 4-like. Gene Ontology annotation, molecular function: ABC-type transporter activity; ATP hydrolysis activity; ATP binding. The transcript has 31 exons. Gene Ontology annotation, cellular component: plasma membrane. Gene Ontology annotation, biological process: transmembrane transport. NCBI's taxonomy places the organism in Eukaryota, Metazoa, Chordata, Actinopteri, Syngnathiformes, Syngnathidae. Bases 505 to 4419 code for a protein of 1304 amino acids. The record is from RefSeq and is a predicted model, not a curated record.
CACAAAGACAACAGAUGCAAGCUGCAUUUAUGACUUUUUUUUCAAGAAUUCAUCUUGUUAGUCGUGUGGGUAUUUGGAAUAGUCAUAAUAAUCAUAAUACUUGUCGUAUCAAGAGAAGCCUUUCAUUUUCAUACGGUCACGUGCGACUGUACAGACCAACAUUAGCUUGAAAGCUUGGUACCAAAGUGUGAAAGUUACGUGCUGUGGCGUCUGCGGGUACACGUGACCAUCGGAGGGGCGUGGUCUUCGUGUGGCCUUCAAGAGCUCCUCGCUCAAUCAAUUACGCGUCAUGUUCCAAUAUCUGUCCACGAGCUCUUGCUAAGCAUGCGCCGUGUGUACAUGUAGCCCGUGGAACCCAGUGGGACUCGUCCAAAGCCUACGGGAGUGUGAGCCUUACGUGAUGUCAGUGAAGUGAACACUGCAGUGCGGAGCGGAGCGGCGCUCGUCACUUUUCACGAAAGUUUGAAAGUUGGAAGACUUUUCCAAGUACUUUGUUCAAGUCCAAUGUUCCCGCAGAAGGAAAAGGUGCAGACUUCGAAUCCGCUGCAAAACGCGGGACUUUUUUCUCAGCUUUUCUUGUGCUGGCUCCGCCCCCUGCUGCACCUCGGACAUAAGCGAAGGUUGGAGGAAAGCGACUUGUACGCCCUUCUCCCCCAAGAUGGAGCCCACUUACUGGGACAAGACCUGCAGAGGUUUUGGGAUGUGGAGGUAAAAAAGGCCACCAAGGAGCUCCGCCAGCCCAAACUCAGCAAAGUCCUGAUCAGGUGCUACGGGAAGUCCUACGCGGCAGCUGGACUCUUUGCAUUAUCACUGGAAGCAGUUAAAGUCAUCCAGCCGCUUCUUCUGGGGCAAAUCCUCGUCUUCUUUGAGAACUACGAUCCGGAUGACCGUGGUGGCGUUCACGUGGCGUACGUCUGCGCCGCUGGCAUGUGCCUCUCCACCUUUGCUCUCACGCUCCUCCAGCACGUCUACUACUAUUUAGUGCAAAGAACCGGCAUGAAGAUGAGAGUGGCCGUGUGCCACGUCAUCUACUGCAAGGCUCUUCGCCUCAGCAGCCAAGCCAUGGGACACACCACCACGGGACAAAUCGUGAACCUCCUUUCCAACGACAUCAACCGCUUUGAUGAGAUUACACUCAAUCUCCACUACCUGUGGGUUGCACCGCUACAAGCAGCUGUGAUCAUCACGUUCCUUUGGUAUGAGAUCGGACCGUCAUGUCUGGCCGGCGUGGCCGUCCUGGCCUUGUUGAUUCCCGUGCAGACGUGGUUCGGGAAGCUUUUUGGGAUCUUCAGGAGUAAAACGGCGGUUCUGACUGACCGUCGUAUCCGCAUCAUGAAUGAAGUGGUGUCUGGCAUCAGGGUCAUCAAGAUGUAUGCUUGGGAAAAGCCUUUCUCUGCUCUCGUCACAGAGUCCAGGAGGAAGGAAAUCAGCCAGGUCAUGAAGAGCUCCUACUUGCGAGGACUCAACAUGGCGUCCUUCUUCGCCAGCAGUAAGAUCGUGGUGUUUGCCACCUUCGCCGUGUACGCGGUGCUGGGCAACAGCAUCAGCGCCAGCCGAGUGUUUGUCACCGUGUCCCUGUACGGAACCAUCAAGCUCACGGUGACGCUCUUCUUCCCGCUGGCCGUGGAAAAAGUGUCAGAGACCAUAGUCAGCAUUCGCAGGAUCAAGAAUUUCCUCCUGCUGGAUGAAAUGAAGAAAAGAACAUUGAGAGUGGAAGAAAAGAAGGCCAACUGCAUCGAGAUGAAGAGUCUGACCUGCUACUGGGACAAGGUUCUGGACGCCCCGUCUCUGCAGGACAUUACUCUCACAGUGAAGUCACACCAGCUCCUAGCUAUCAUUGGUCCAGUGGGGGCCGGAAAGUCAUCCCUAUUGAGCGCCAUCCUGGGUGAGCUGCCCCAUGAGAGUGGAAUGAUGAUGGUCAGAGGUCAAGUCAACUAUGCAUCCCAGCAGCCGUGGGUAUUCCCAGGAACCAUCCGCAGUAACAUCCUUUUUGGUCGAGGGCUGGAUCGGCAGAAAUAUGAACGGGUCCUGCGGGCCUGCGCUCUGAAGAAGGACUUGGAGCUGUUCCCGGAUGGAGACCUGACCCUAAUUGGGGACAAGGGAGGCACCCUCAGUGGGGGGCAGAAGGCUCGCAUCAACCUGGCCAGGGCAGUGUAUGAAGAAGCAGACAUCUACCUCUUAGAUGAUCCUCUGAGUGCUGUGGAUGCUGAGGUUGGGAAGUAUCUGUUUGAGGCGUGCAUUUGUGGCCUGCUGAAGAACAAGUGCCGCAUCCUGGUCACGCACCAACUUCAGCAUCUGAGGGCAGCUGACCAUAUCGUGGUGGUCAAGGAGGGUCACAUGAUGGCCCAGGGUACGUACAGCGAGUUGCAGAGCGCCGGCCUCGAUGUGGGCUUCCUGAUGAAGAGCCAGGAGGAACAGGAGCAGCAGUGCUGGAACGCAAACUGCGACGCCGUGUCGCUCGCCAGCCGCAGGACCGAUCACUCCAACGCUUCGCGCUACUCGCACAGCUCUCUCCUGCCACCCGAGGGCGCCGGCCAUGAACAGCUUCCUGCCGAAAGCGUGCACGCCACACCGGAGGAGGCUCGUGCAGAAGGAAACGUCAGCACUGACAUUUAUGUCAAGUAUUUCACGGCCCACUGCCACCCUGUGGCCUUAGUGGCUAUCGUGCUGCUCAGCGUUAUUGCUGAGGUUGCAUAUAUUCUGCAGGACUGGUGGUUGGUGUUCUGGGCUAGCAAGGAGGUGGUUGCCAACAGCACGGCUGUGAGUGAUGAACGAGGCAUCAACGGCACCGCCCCCCACGGCAGGGCCCAUCUUGCGUUUUACCUGGGUGUUUAUUUAGGGUUGACCGCCGCUGCUGUGCUUCUGGGCUAUGCCAGGAGUUUGGUGAUCUUUCACGGGCUGGUGAGGUCCACUCAGAUGCUGCACAAUCGCAUGUUCAACGCUGUCCUCCGCACGCCGGUCUCCUUCUUUGACCUCAACCCCAUAGGAAGGAUCCUCAACCGCUUCUCCAAGGACAUCAGCCAGAUGGACUCCCUGCUGCCCCUCACCUUUGUGGAUUUCUACCAGCUCUUUUGGCAGAAUGUGGGUGUGCUGGCGGUGGCGGCCUCCAUCAUCCCUCACCUCCUCAUCUGCAUAGCUCCCCUGCUCUUCAUCUUCCUCUACCUGCGUCGUUUCUACCUGUCCACGUCUCGAGAUAUCAAACGUCUGGAGUCCACGGCGAGGAGUCCAGUCUUGUCCCAUCUUUCGUGCUCCCUCCAGGGCCUGUGGAGCAUCCGAGCCUUUGGAGCAGAGGAGAGGUUGACCAAAGCCUUCGACUCCCACCAGGACCGUCACUCAGAGGCCUGGUUCCUCUUCCUGAUGACCUCCCGCUGGUUUGCGCUGCGUCUGGACAGCAUUUGCUCCGUCUUUAUCGCCGUGGCAACGCUGGGCUGCAUCUUCCUGCGAGAUGGCUUGGAGGCGGGCCAGGUGGGCCUGGUGCUGACGUACGCCGUGACGCUUGUGGGCAACUUCCAGUGGACUGUGAGGCAAAGUGCCGAGUUAGAGAAUAUGAUGACAUCAGUAGAGAGGGUGGUGGAGUACACUGAGUUAAAGAGCGAAGCCCCCUGGGAAACCCCCAAGCGUCCUCCUCCAGAUUGGCCCAGUCGGGGCCAGGUGACCUUGGAGCGGGUGUAUUUGUCAUACGGCCCCGACGGCCCGCCCAUCCUGAAGGAUAUCAGCGCCACCUUCUGCCCCGAGGAGAAGGUGGGCGUGGUGGGUCGCACGGGCGCUGGGAAAAGCUCUCUGGUGGCCGCUCUGUUUCGCCUGGUGGAGCCGCAAGGGAACAUCUACAUCGAUGGCGUGCAGACCUCCGAGCUAGGCCUGCACCAGCUGCGACAGAAGAUGUCCAUCAUACCUCAGGACCCAGUGCUGUUUAGCGAUUCUGUGAGGAAGAACCUGGACCCGUUCCAGCAACAUACGGAUGCCGAUCUGUGGAAAGCUCUGGAGCUGGUCCAGCUGAAGAGCACGGUGGAGGAUCUUCCUGCAAAGUUAGACACGGUUCUGGCAGAGUGCGGCUCCAACUUCAGUGUGGGCCAGAGGCAGCUGGUGUGUCUGGCCAGAGCCAUCCUGACCAAGAACCGCAUCCUGGUCAUUGACGAGGCCACGGCCAACGUGGACCCCAGGACGGACCAGCUGAUCCAACAAACCAUCCGGCAGGAGUUCCGACAUUGCACCGUGUUCACCAUCGCUCACCGACUCAACACCAUCAUCGACAGCGACCGCAUCCUGGUGCUGGACGAGGGUCGGAUCCAAGAGUUGGGUCAUCCUUUGGAGCUCCUCCAGAAGAAGGACGGUGCCCUGCACAGGCUGGUUCAGCAGUUGGGUCCCACGGAGGCCGAGGCCUUGCUGGAGGCAGCCAAACAGGCCGCCAAGACCACCUGAUGGACACGCCUGCCUGACGGAAGGAACGAUCCUUGGAAUCUGCCAAAGAGCGGCGCUAACUUAGUCACCUUUGGUGACAGCUCGUCUUCACACUCAGGACUUUUGGAGGUCAGUGUUAUUUCUGACUUUCUUCUAAGCAUACCACAAACCUUUGUACUCCACGUGGCUGAAGAUUCAAGAUUGAAGAGUUUUAUUGUCAUAUGCAUAGUAAAACAUCAGUUAUACUAUGCAAUGAAAUUCUUAUUCUGUUCAUUCUCCCAAGAAAAGAAAGAAAACACAAGAAAGAAUAAGAACAUAAGAAACAUAAAUACCAAUAAAUUAAGCAACAACAACAGAAGAGACAUUAAUACAAAUAAAUAAUACAAACAAAUAAAUAAAUAAAUAAAGUGCUAUGAGUGUGUGCGUGUGUUGCGUGCGGCGUGUGUGAGUGCUUUGUUGAGAAGCCUGAUGGCCUGUGGGUAAAAGCUGUUUGCCAGCCUUGUGGUCCUGGACUUCAAACUCCUGUAGCGUCUGCCUGAUGGUAGGAGUGUGAAUAAUGAGUGUUGUGGAUGUGUGCUGUCCUUGAUGAGGUUGUGUGUUCUUCGUAGGACUCUAGUUUUAUAAAUGUCUUGCGUGAGGGGAGGGCUGCCCCAACAAUGUUCUGUGAGGUCUUGAUCACCCGCUGGAGUGCCUUCCUAUCACGUGUUGUACAGUUACCGUACCAAACAGUAAUGGAGGCUGAAAGGAUCAUCAUCAUAACUACUAGCUCUCAUGGUUCACAAGUGGCAGCUCCAUUCCAUUACUCUGACCACUAGAUGGCAGUAAUGUUAUUCUAAUGUUGGCUGACACACACAAGCGCCACUGUGUACUAUACUGGGUAAUGGUGACUAUAGGGGUGUUAUUUCAUGUCUAGAGGGCUCUAAUGAUGGUAAAAAUCAUAUUUAGAAGGUGGUAAACAGGUUUAUAAUGCCUAAUAUGUUCUAUUUUCUCUUAUUAUGUCUACUAUAUUGGGUAAUAGGAGUGCAAAAGUGACUCUAGGGGUGUCAUUUCGUGUUUAGAGGGCUCUAAUAAUGAUAAAACAUAAUAUUUGGAAGUUGGUAAACAGGUUUAUUAUGCCUAAUAUGUUUCUAUUUUCUCUUAUUAUGUCUACUAUAUUGGGUAAUAGGACUGCAAAAGUGACUCUAGGGGUGUCAUUUCGUGUUUAGAGGGCUCUAAUAAUGAUCAAAAUAAUAUUUAGAAGGUGGUAAACAGGUUUAUUAUGCCUAAUAUGUCUUAUUUUGUCUUAUUAUGUCUACUAUAUUGGGUAAUAGGAGUGUGAAGGUGACUAUAGGGGUGUGAUGUCACGUCUAGAGGGCUCUAAUGGUGUUUAAAAGUGUAUUUGGAAGGUGUAUUUGGAAUAUAUCAAAUAUUCCAUUUGUACAGUAAAUAAGGACUCCGACGUGGCAGGGAUUUACUUAUCACGAUCGGGUGUGGAAGCAAUGAAGUGCCAUAAAGGAGGCAUCACUGUAUGUGACCUGUGGUUGGCUGCUUGUUUGCAUGUGACACAUUCUCCCACGCUACUGCCUAAGAACCUGACAAGGGGGUCCACAUUUCAAGUUGAGGUGCACUGAGUCAAACCUUGUGCCAAAUCCUAAAAAACACGUCAUAACUAUACAACGUCAAGUUGGUAGAGCAGGGGUGUCCCAUAUACUGCCCACGGUUGUGGCACUUUCUCAAAAUAUCAUUUAACAAGAAAACUAAAAGAUCAACAACAACACAAAUGGAAAAAUCAGCAGUCAUUUUCCAAAAAUAAAGUCCAAAUAUGUUGCAACAUAAUGAGAAUAAAAGGUGAUAAUUUCUCAAGAUAAAAGUAAUAUCAUGAGGGGAAAAUGGCAUUUUGUGAGCAUAAAGUUGAAACAUAAUAGAAAAAAGACCUUAUUUAAAAAAAUGAAUUCAUAAAAUGAUGAGAAUGAGAUCAUAUUUGGAAAGUUAGGUUGGGGAAAAGCUUGUACUGGUACAGGAAUAAAUGUUAUAAUAUUAUGGAAGUAAAGUGAUAAUAUUAUGGGAAUAAAGUCACAAUAUGAUGGGAAUAAAGUGUAAAUAUUAUGGGAAAAAAGUCAUAAUAUUAUGGGAGUAAAGUCAUAAUAUUAUGUGAAUAAAGUCAUAAUAUUAUGGGAGUAAAGUCAUAAUAUUAUGGGAAUAAAGUCAUAAUAUUAUGGGAAUAAAGUCAUAAUAUUAUGUGAAUAAAGUCAUAAUAUUAUGGGAGUAAAGUCAUAAUAUUAUGGGAGUAAAGUCAUAAUAUUAUGGGAAUAAAGUGAUAAUAUUAUGGGAAUAAAGUCAUAAUAUUAUGGGAAUUAAGUGUAAAUAUUAUGGGAAUAAAGUGAUAAUAUUAUGGGAAUAAAGUGUAAAUAUUAUGGGAAUAAAAUCAUAAUAUUAUGGGAAUAAAGUCAUAAUAUUAUGUGAAUAAAGUCAUAAUAUUAUGGGAGUAAAGUCAUAAUAUUAUGGGAGUAAAGUGAUAAUAUUAUGGGAAUAAAGUGAUAAUAUUAUGGGAAUAAAGUCAUAAUAUUAUGGGAAUUAAGUGUAAAUAUUAUGGGAAUAAAGUGAUAAUAUUAUGGGAAUAAAGUGUAAAUAUUAUGGGAAUAAAAUCAUAAUAUUAUGGGAGUAAAGUCAUAAUAUUAUGGGAAUAAAGUCAUAAUAUUAUGGGAAUAAAGUGUAAAUAUUAUGGGAGUAAAGUCAUAAUAUUAUGGGAGUAAAGUGAUAAUAUUAUGAGAAUAAAGUGAUAAUAUUAUGGGAAUAAAGUGAUAAUAUUAUGGGAAUAAAGUGUAAAUAUUAUGGGAAUAAAAUCAUAAUAUUAUGGGAGUAAAGUCAUAAUAUUAUGGGAAUAAAGUCAUAAUAUUAUGGGAAUAAAGUGUAAAUAUUAUGGGAGUAAAGUCAUAAUAUUAUGGGAGUAAAGUGAUAAUAUUAUGAGAAUAAAGUGAUAAUAUUAUGGGAGUAAAAUGAUAAUAUUAUGGGAGUAAAGUGAUAAUAUUAUGGGAAUAAAGUCAUAAUAUUAUGGGAGUAAAGUCAUAAUAUUAUGGGAGUAAAGUGAUAAUAUUAUGUGAAUAAAGUCAUAAUAUUAUGGGAGUAAAGUCAUAAUAUUAUGGGAGUAAAGUGAUAAUAUUAUGGGAAUAAAGUGAUAAUAUUAUGGGAAUAAAGUCAUAAUAUUAUGGGAAUUAAGUGUAAAUAUUAUGGGAAUAAAGUCAUAAUAUUAUGGGAAUAAAGUGUAAAUAUUAUGGGAAUAAAAUCAUAAUAUUAUGGGAGUAAAGUCAUAAUAUUAUGGGAAUAAAGUCAUAAUAUUAUGGGAAUAAAGUGUAAAUAUUAUGGGAGUAAAGUCAUAAUAUUAUGGGAGUAAAGUGAUAAUAUUAUGAGAAUAAAGUGAUAAUAUUAUGGGAGUAAAAUGAUAAUAUUAUGGGAAUAAAGUCAUAAUAUUAUGGGAGUAAAGUGAUAAUAUUAUGGGAGUAAAGUGAUAAUAUUAUGGGAAUAAAGUCAUAAUAUUAUGGGAGUAAAGUGAUAAUAUUAUGGGAGUAAAGUGAUAAUAUUAUGGGAAUAAAGUCAUAAUAUUAUGGGAAUAAAGUGAUAAUAUUAUGGGAAUAAAGUCAUAAUAUUAUGGGAAUAAAGUGAUAAUAUUAUGGGAGUAAAGUGAUAAUAUUAUGGGAGUAAAGUGAUAAUAUUAUGGGAAUAAAGUCAUAAUAUUAUGGGAAUAAAGUGAUAAUAUUAUGGGAGUAAAGUCAUAAUAUUAUGGGAAUACUGUAAAGCCACAAUCAUAAUCAUUACAAGAAGUAAGUUAAAAUAUUGGGAAAAUUCUAUUGAAAAAAAACAAUAACAGCAGACAUUUUACGAGAAUGAAGUCCAAAUAUUAAGAGAAAAAAGUUGCAUUCCAACGAGGAAAAUUUUUUUUAUGAGAAUAAAUUUGUAAUAUUGUGAUGAAAAAUGUGUCAUUUCAGUAGUAGAGUUGACAUAUUAAGGAAAAAAGAUGUUAAUACUACAGAAAUCAGUAGUUUUUCUUGAAUAAAUGCUAUUAAAUGACUCAUGAUAUUACACAUUUGUUAAAUUGCUUAAUUGCGUACAAAUGACUUCAUUAACUAAUUUUAUUCUUGUAAAAAAAAUUGUUUUAAUUAUAGGGUUUUUUUGUCAGAGUACAACUUUUUUCCCUUUAAUAUUUGGACUUCAUUGUUGCAAAAUGAGCCAUUUCUGCUGUUUUUUUCCAAAUAUUUCAACUUUCUUUUGAUUACGAGUUUAUCCUCCAAAAAUUGUAACUUUUUUCACUUACCGGUAAUACUGUACUUUUAAUUUUUUUCUCUUCUUUUUUUAAUUUUCCAAACAUUUCAAGCCUCUUUUUGUGAAUGAUCUUGUAAUGCGAGGCCUUCAUUCCCAUAAUAUUUUGACUUUAUUGUCGUAAUAUUAUAACUCUUGCACAACCUAAUUUUCCAAAAAUGACUUUGUGUUUUGUUUGAAUGCUACUAAAACGGCAUUAUUUUUCCUCAUAUUAUUCUCGUAAACUGAUGACUCUGUCUUAUUAGAUGACAACUUUUUUCUUCAUAUUUGGACUAGAUUCUUGUAAAAUGAUGUUUAUGUUUUUGCUGUUGUUGUUGUGAUUGUUCAUUUUUUAGUUUUCUUGUUUUUAGAAGGCAAAUGGCCCCCCACUAGUGACUAUCCAUAGCAUAGAGGGCGGUGGUGAAUAUGUGUGCAGGUUAGUAUUUUGGGAUAUAUACAGAGACAAAAACUUUGUCAUCUACGUCAUCUACUGUAGCCGAAAAACCACAUGAUUCACAUCAACUUCACUCUUUACUCUUUUUUCUUUCACCAAUGUUUUUUUUUUUUUUUCAUAGCCAUGAAUAGUUUUAUAGUCCAGUGCCUUUGCUUAAAGCUACACAUGUACACUGGAGUGGCAUCUUAUUGUUUGAUUUUAAGUCCACUGUCGUUUGUGUUAAGAAAUAAAGUCAUAAAAACUCCCUAAAUACGUCUGGAAAUUGCAUACAUACAUUACAUUUAUAAAUAAUACAUUACAGCAUAAUCAUAAUACCUCACCCUAAUAUUAAUAAUCAUACAAAUAGAAAAUAAAUCAUACAUUUGAUAAUAAUAAUAGAGUGAAAAUUCACAUAUAAUACAGUAUUGUAUACAGUCAUUGAAAGAGGGACGUUUACUGAGUGUCUUAUUAGCAUUUCUUAGCAUUAGCAUUUAUUGUAGCACUUAAUAGUAUAUUGUGCUAGCUUUUUUUCUAUGAGUUCAUUGAAGAAGUAUAGUAAUGAGAGUUGAAUUGUAAUAUGUGACACCCUAUUAAAGCAUUACAAUUGUUACGUGGAUUUAAAAUGAGGUCUCAUGGCCCAGAAAUAAGCUUUUGGAAAUGAGCUAGCUUACAUGCUGACGCGCUGCCAUUUUGGGAACACACCAUGGCUUCUAUGGGUUAAUGCUAAAAGCUAGCUAGUUUCUCUUGCUUGUUUUCUAUUAAUCAUCCAUCCAUCCAUCCAUUUUAUAUACCGCUUCUCCUCUUUAGGGUCGCGGGGGCAUGCUGGAGCCUAUCCCAGCUGACUUCGGGCGACAGGCGGGGUACACAUAUAGUAGGAAGAGUUAAAUUGUAAUAUUUGAUGCCAUGUUAAGGUAUUACAAUUGUUAUAUGGAUUUAAAAUGAGCUCUUAAGAGUAAAAAAAAAUAAUCUUUUGGAAAUGAGCUACAGUAGCUUACCUGCUGACAUGCUGCCAUUUUGGGGACACACCAUGGCUUGUUAUGGGUUAAUGCUAAAAGCUAGCUAGUUUCUGUAGCUUCUUAUUAGUCAAUUGACAAAAUAUAAUAAGAAGAAGUGAAUUGAAAUAUUUGUCACCCUA